Messenger RNA from Capsaspora owczarzaki ATCC 30864, 1389 nucleotides. RefSeq lists its product as hypothetical. The record is from RefSeq and is a predicted model, not a curated record. NCBI's taxonomy places the organism in Eukaryota, Filasterea, Ministeriida, Capsasporidae. The transcript is spliced from 5 exons. The coding region runs from base 88 to 1293 and encodes 401 amino acids. Gene Ontology annotation, cellular component: cytoplasm. Gene Ontology annotation, biological process: cell surface receptor signaling pathway; cytoskeleton organization.
UUCUCCUCUCGUCAACAACACCUUCGAUCUUCUUCUUUGGCCCUCUCAACAGCAACAGCAACAACAACAAACAACGCCAUCAUCAUCAUGAAUAACAGGGCAGGGCGAGCAGCCGCUGCGCUUUCGCAAGCAAUGGAUGUAGAGCCGCUGGGGUCGAGCUCGAAUGCAACAGCUUAUGGCGGGACUGGCGGCACCGAGGCGCAGCUGGAGGCACACGCGCCGAGCGAUCUCCAAGUGCGCAUGAUUGUGCUGUCCUAUUUGAUUCACCACAGCCACGCCGACACUGCCCGCGCGCUGAUGCGGACGAUGGGCCUCGACUGCGACGCGCUGCUUGAAAGCGUCAGCACAGCAACUUCAGCAGCCUCGUCUGCCUCUGCUUCCGCCCCAGGCUCGGCCAUUGCUACGGCGGCGACCACCGUCACAUCCCACGCUGCCCCUUCGUCCGCCAUGGUUGCUGAUGGCGGUGCUGGCGGCGUGUCUGCUGCAACCAGCACGACCGACGCCGAAUCGACCGAUCCGGCUGUAUUGAAACAGCGAGCGCGAAAGAAGCGAUUGGAAAUGCUGAAUGAAAAGCUCGCAGCGACUGUGCUCGACCCUGAAGACGAGGCCAGUCUCGCGCAAGAGGCGGCGCAACUCAAGGAGUUUGUCCUGUCAAUGCUUCCUGCGUUCAGCAGUAUGAACGAUCGCAAAAACCUCUCGGACCAAAUUAUUGCUGGCGAUGUGGAAAAUGCUCUGGCGGGUUGUGCCGUGCUUUAUCCUGGGUUGUUCCCGCAAGACAAGAGCAAGAUAGACCGCGACACGCUGCGAGUGUUGUUUUUGAUGCAGUCUCAGAUAUACCUCGAGCUUGUGCGGGCCAAUGAUGCCGUCAAGGCGUUCGAGCUGCUCCAAAACCAGCUCGGAGAAUAUGCCUUCCUCGAGACGCACUCGACCUCCUACAUGGAGCAACUGCAGGACCUUGCCCCGCUGCUUGCAUACAGUAAUCCGUCGUCCGUACCCGGAGGGCAAUUGAUGAAUGUGCAACGGCGCGAGCUGGUGGCCAGCGCCUUGAAUACGGCAAUACUUGGAUAUCUGAACGCCCCAAAAUACGACCCAUUAAGCGCCACGGUGCGACAGUUGACAGCCACAAGAGACUUUUUGUCGCGCGACAAGCAACUGUCUGUGCGCCCGUUCAAGUUUCAAGAGUUUGUUCAAGACAGGUCGAAAUCCAAUGCGUCCAAUUCCUCCAAUCCCUCCAGACCUGACUUGCAGGCGGUCAUGCGUCUGUUUGGGCGAACUCAUGCAGCCCAAGAUUGAGUUCAGUGGUUUGAUUAGGGGCUUUUGUGGUUUUUUGUUUUUUGUUUUGUCACUGAGUUGUUCAUUGUUUUAAUACCAACUAGUUUGUUUCACCAA